CCCCCAAAUUCACAUCAGUUAUCUGUGGAUCGAGACUUUCCUAUCACAUGAAAUGCUCCUCUAUUCCUAUAGAGGCGGGCUCAGGAUGCUUCCCGAUGAUGUUCUUCAUACUUCUACUCUGGAGCAAAAUUUUACCAAGGAUUGAGCUCUAUGUUUGGUUCUCCCAACAGAGGCUCACAUAUCACGGUCAUGCAAAUUCUCGAGAACGAUCUGAGCCGCAACAUGGCAUUGAUUUUUUCCGGAGUGAAAGCAGAAGUCUAUUUUGCCCUUCCUCUUGAGUUCCUAACCAUUGAUAAUUGGAGUCCAGUUGAGCUUUAUCCAAGAAUCGUCAAACUUAUGGCCAGAACUUCGGGGAGGACAUUUAGUGGCGAGACGCUUUGCAGGAACGAGGAGUGGCUUCAGCUUAACUGCGACUACACGAGGGAUGGUUUCCAAGCCGCCUUCAAAUUGCGAAAAUGGCGCCCCUUUCUUCGGCCAGUAGUGGAAUAUUUCAUACCGCAAGUUCAAAGGGUGUGUGCAGUUAACAGAAAAGCUUUGCUGCCGUUGCGUCCAAUCAUCAUGCAACGGGAGCAAGGCUGAAUUUUUCUAGGCUGGUAGCGGCUUGGCUGACCAGUGAAGGAUUGUGGCGGUUCUAGUAGCAGACUUAGUCUCUGUUUGGCAACCUUUGAGAAAGUACUGUUUGUGAAGAAGACCACACUCAAUAGUUAAGGUCUCGGAAACAUGAUUCAAGCAUCUCGAU
Molecule: messenger RNA, 739 nt
Organism: Hyaloscypha bicolor E
Lineage: Eukaryota; Fungi; Ascomycota; Leotiomycetes; Helotiales; Hyaloscyphaceae
Exons: 5
Coding region: 151-579 (142 amino acids)
Molecular function (GO): monooxygenase activity; heme binding; oxidoreductase activity, acting on paired donors, with incorporation or reduction of molecular oxygen
Source: RefSeq, a predicted model, not a curated record